Limanda limanda (common dab) is the source of this 1176-nucleotide messenger RNA. It is a transcript of the gene vimr2, whose product is annotated as vimentin-related 2. The record is from RefSeq and is a predicted model, not a curated record. Gene Ontology annotation, cellular component: sarcolemma; Z disc; cell-cell junction. Lineage: Eukaryota; Metazoa; Chordata; Actinopteri; Pleuronectiformes; Pleuronectidae. The transcript has 10 exons. Gene Ontology annotation, biological process: skeletal muscle organ development. Bases 1 to 1176 code for a protein of 391 amino acids.
AUGGCCAUGCUCAGGGUGUCUUCCUACCGGAGGCUGUUUGAGGAGGAAACGUGGGGUCGAAGUGGAGGGUUGAGUUCACCGUGUGCUGGGCAGUAUCAGGCCUCUGUCAGGCGUGCGGCCGCCGACAAGUGCGACUGUGACUGUGAGCAGCUGGACUUUGUCGCCGCCAAGUCUCUGAACAAGGAGGGUCUGACCCGGUUCGCCCUGGACCGCAGCGUCAUCGCUGCCCUCAACGACCGCCUGGUCGGCCUUAUAGAGCUGGCUCGUUGUUUCGAGGAGGAGAAUGAUUCGCUGGAAUGUCAGAUUGUGGAGCUGGAGGAGAAGCAGAGCAGUCGCCCAGCCGCAUCCUCCUCCAUCACCUCCGCCGUGGCUCCACCUGACUUCAGCCUGGAUGCAGUGGUGGAGAGACUGCGCAGGGAGCGGGACGAGAUUCUGUGCGACACCGAGGAGCUGCACAAGGAGCUGGAGCGUCUGCAGAGCAGCUACGAGGAGCUGGCACAGCAGAGAGUCUUCUACCUGCAAGAGCAGCAGGAUGUGGCUGAGGUCGUGGAUGCUGUGACAGCAGAGUGUCUGGCGCUGAGGGAGCAAGUGGCUAUCUACGAGGAGCAGCUGGCCAACAUGGAGGCCCGGCACAAGACGGAGGUGGAGAGUCUGCAGGAUCCAGCCGACUGGACCACAGGAGCAGCUGCAGCUCUUGGAUUCUGCAGCCCGGACAUGACUCCGGUCCUGGAUGUGAAGGAGUUCUACUGCCAGCUGGCUGAGAGUCUCCAGUUCGGAGCUGCCUCCUCUGCUGCAGUACGCGGUGGUGAUCGAAAACAACUGGAAGUGGGAGCUGCCGAAGGGUCAAAGGUCACAGACUCGCCAAAGAUACAGGACGUCGGUGAGCUGAAGAUGCUGAUUUCCGAGCUACAAAAGGAGAUUGUGGAGCUUGAGAAGUAUAAUGAGGAGCUGGAGGAUGAGGUGGAGAUGAAGACAUCUGCACACAUGGACGAGAUUGCUGAUUUGAAGUUCACCAUGGAUGAGAUGCGGCAGCAGGAGGCCGACUUCCAGGUACAGAUGAAGGAGCAGUGUGAAGACUACAAGGAGCUGCUCAGUGAGAAGAUGGCCAGAGACAUGGAGAUUGUUGCCUACAGGAGUCUGUUGGAGGAUGAAGAGGAGAGGCUGUGCGACCUGUGA